GUCCAGAUUGUCAUUGAUCACCCCCGCAGAGGAAGCUUAUUCGCAUAUCGUCCGUCACAGCCACAUACAAACACGAUAAUGAAGUUGACGUUCCCAUCGCCGCUCCAGUUCUUCAGACGCCUACGCGGCAAAAGUUCCGCCGAAGAAGGCACGAAGAAACUCAGCCCCGUGCCACUCGCAGGCGCCAGUCGAGCCUUCAGCGGCAGCUUCACUCUCUGCAACUCGCAUGCCCCUGGCACCGACGCGUCCGACAAUGACGGAUGCAAGACGUGCUCGUCCUGUCAGCGCAAGUACGUGCCGUACUCGAGCACGUUCAACGACUUCUGCUCCCUUGACUGCAAGUCCACUGGCUACGCUCAGAUCACCAAGGCUGUGUAUUAAGCGACGAUUCGCGUCGUCGCACCCUAAUUUAUGCUCAUUUAUCGCUCAACCGCUUUCAUUCUGCAGCUCCACAACCUGGCGCCAGUCGUCGUGCAUUGGGAAGUAAGCG
Molecule: messenger RNA, 490 nt
Organism: Aphanomyces astaci
Lineage: Eukaryota; Oomycota; Saprolegniomycetes; Saprolegniales; Verrucalvaceae
Exons: 1
Coding region: 79-381 (100 amino acids)
Source: RefSeq, a predicted model, not a curated record